UCAUAUAAUUAUAUAACUGUUAAUUAGUUUCAAAUACAAUGCUCGUAUCAGUAGUCCUAACCCUUACCUGUGCUUUCAGCACACUUAUGGCAAUAGAUGUGCCGACAGUUACGCUAAAUAAUGGCGUAAAGAUGCCGAUCGUUGGCUAUGGCGCCGGACAUGUGACUGAACAGUCGGUUAGGGACGCACUUAUCGCCGGCUACCGUCACAUCGAUACUUCAUUAAACUAUGGACAGUCUGAGCAUAUCAUUGGAAAAGUGCUCAAAGAGUACGAAAAUAAAAUCAAAAGAGAGGACCUGUUUAUCACAAGUAAAUUGGAGAACGACUAUCACUCGCGCAGUAAAGUACACAAAGGCAUCAAAGAAUCGUUGGCUAAUUUAGGCGUUAAAUAUCUGGAUCUCUAUCUCAUACACUAUCCGCACGAGAAUUGGGUCGAGACGUGGGAGGGUAUGAUUGAAGUUUUGAAGCAGAACCUCACCCGAGCCAUAGGUGUAUCCAAUUUUGAUGAACAUCAGCUCAACCAAGUGAUGGCUAAAGGUGUUGUACCGGUCGUCAACCAAAUCAUAUGCAAUCCGUACCAAAAUCAGCACACAAUGUUGGACUUCGCCAAAAAACAUAAGAUAGCUAUAACUGCGUGGUCACCAUUGGGUGGACCUACUUAUCCGGGUCUACUCAAAGACAAAAAGAUGGUCGAAAUUGCUGCCAAACAUAAUGUGUCCACCGCUCAAGUGGCUCUUCGGUUUGAGAUCCAGAGGAAUGUUAUCGUUAUUCCCAACUCAAAGACUGAUAAGUAUAUUAAGGAAAAUAUCAAUGUUUUUGGUUUUAAAUUGACUGACGAAGAAAUGAAGUCAAUUGAAAAACUUAACAAAAAAUAA
This is a messenger RNA of Oppia nitens, 875 nucleotides long. Its product is annotated as 9,11-endoperoxide prostaglandin H2 reductase-like. Gene Ontology annotation, molecular function: oxidoreductase activity. The transcript has a single exon. Bases 39 to 875 code for a protein of 278 amino acids. The record is from RefSeq and is a predicted model, not a curated record. Lineage: Eukaryota; Metazoa; Arthropoda; Arachnida; Sarcoptiformes; Oppiidae.